Hydra vulgaris (swiftwater hydra) is the source of this 2210-nucleotide messenger RNA. RefSeq names its product Bardet-Biedl syndrome 7 protein homolog. Gene Ontology annotation, biological process: non-motile cilium assembly; intracellular protein localization; intracellular transport. Lineage: Eukaryota; Metazoa; Cnidaria; Hydrozoa; Anthoathecata; Hydridae. The record is from RefSeq and is a predicted model, not a curated record. Gene Ontology annotation, cellular component: axoneme; BBSome; ciliary basal body. Gene Ontology annotation, molecular function: protein binding.
UUGUUUUAGUAAAUAAAAGAAUGCUUGCACUAAAUUUAAAUAAAGUAAAUUAUUUGCAAGUUGGUUGCACCUCAAGCAAAUCAAUGGUAGUUAUUCCUUCUAGCAAGGGUCAACAAAAAAUUGCUGUUGGUGAUUUUGAUGGAGUUAUAACAUGCUUUGGAAUAAAGAAGCAUCUUCCACAGAUCCAAUUUAAAACAUUACCAAGUACUAAAAUAAAUCGACUAAUAUUAGGGGCCAAAGAAAGUACUGGGAAAGAUAAAAUUUAUAUAGCGUGUGGCACAAAAAUAAAAGGUUUUACCAAGAAAGGAAAGCAAUUUGUUGACUUUGAUAGCAACCUCUCUGAACCUGUUCAAAGCAUGUUUGUUGAUGGAGUUGACUUGUUUUUAUGUAGCUCAUAUAUUUAUAAUCAUUAUCAUGAAAACUCAGAUCAAAAUUAUUAUCUUGCCUCUGAUAAAAUAAAUGAUAUUGUUGUAUUGACAAUGCCAGAUGGUAUGCCCUGCCUACCUGUACUUGCAUGUCAAGAUAGGUCGCUAUGUGUAAUUAAUAAAUCUGAAAAGUUGUUUGAUAUUCAAGUUCCUGGUUCCCCAAUUACGUUAUCCAUUGGACAUAAUUUAGGUGGAAACCAGGCCAAAAGUGUUGUUUAUGGUACUUCAGAUGGCAAAGUAGGUUUAAUAAAUAUUGAUUCAAAAGGUUAUGAGUUUGUUUGGGAAAUUCAAAAUGAAAAAAAUUAUGGUGAUGUUUUAUGUAUAAAUACAUACGAUGUUUCAAACAAUGGUACGCAGGAUGUUAUUAUUGGGCGUGCAGAUGGUGUUGUAGAAAUAUAUGCUUUUGAUGAAGGUGCUGAACCAUUUCAGCAUUGUGUUUGCAAUCUUUCAGAAAGUAUUACAUCAGUUUCUGGUGGUUGUGUUUGUGCAGCUAAUUAUCAAGAAGUUGUUGUUUCAACAUACACAGGUUGGAUAUAUGGAUUAACAACAGAACCGCAGCAGCGACAACUUGGUAUGCCAGGAAGCUCUACAAAAGCGGCAGUAAAUACAGAACUUGAUCUAAAGAUAGCUGAACUUGCUAAAGAGAUUGAACAAUUGCAGCAGACAGUAGUUAUAGAGAGAGAAAAGUAUCAGGAAUCAGCAAAAUCUGUUACAGCUACUUCAACUAUUCCUGCAUUUAAUAUUAAUGAUCGUUUCAUACUUAAUCAUGAUGAUGCAAGUUAUAACCUAAGUAUUGAGGUACAGAUGCCCAUUGAUAUUAUUUUAUUGCAAAGUAAUGUUCCUGUCGAUUUACUUGAUGUUGAAAAAAAUUCGGCUGUUGUCAGUUACAGCUCAUGUGCUCCUGAAAGUGGAAACUUUUUAUUAGCAACAUAUCGAUGUCAAGCAAAUACAACUAGAAUUGAGUUAAAGAUAAGAACGAUUGAAGGGCAGUAUGGACUUCUUCAAGCUUAUGUAACACCACGAAUGCAACCCAAAACAUCACAAGUUCGCCAAUACCAGAUCAAACCUUUAUCUCUACAUCAGCGAUCUCAUGUUUUCGAUGAAGAAAGGCCUUUUAAUGUUCUUAAACUUACUGGUAAUUUUAGUCUUGCUGAAGUGCAUUCUUGGAUUUUUUAUACAUUACCAGAGGUUCCAGAGCGAACACCAGCUGAAGAUGAGGUUACUUUCUACUUUGUAUCAACAUUUUUGGAUACUCAACUGGAAUGUAAAUAUAAAAAAGGUCAAGCUGUAUUUCGUUCUGACAAUGUUUCUACGAUAUCAAUCUUAAAAGAUGUUUUAACAAAAGAAGCAACUAACCGAAAAAUUAAUUUACAAAUCAUAUGUGAUCUCAAUGAAGAGUCUAUAACAAAUGUCCUUUGUCGGUUGCAUCCAAAACUUGAGCAUCAACUUUUGUUGGCUAAGCAAGUCCAAUUAAUUGAUGGACUUAAAGAGUUGCAAACAAAUGAAAGUGACACAUCAUUUAUGAGCAAUGAAUAUAAUGAAAUUCUUAACAAUGCUGAUAUGCUUUUGGAAGAAUUCAAAAAACAACCUUGUCAUCUUGAGAGACUUUAUGGUAUGAUCACUGAUUUAUACAUAGAUCGUCACAAAUUUAAAGGGGUCAAUGUAAAAAAUAAAGUUGCUCAGCUGAUUGAAGUACUAGAUUCCUAUGAUUUGGACACCUUGAUUCAGUUUUUUCAACAGAGUUAAUUUUAAUUAUUUUAUUUUAUAUUGCAUAUUUAUAAGGGU